AUGGCGGAUGACGAGCGCCUGCUUAAGCUGAAGGAGAAGUACAAUCAGCUGAAACAGGCCAAUGGAGUGCUCAAGAAGGGCUUGCUUGACAAGCAGGAGGAGUGUGCUCGCUUGGAGCAGCAGCUCAAGGAGAGAGACUCGACCAUCCGUGAGCAGCUCGAAGAAAUCGAUCACCUUCAAUUCCAAAACGGGCGCAUGUCCAAGCAGCUCGGCACGCUGACUGCGCAG
Symbiodinium sp. CCMP2456 is the source of this 228-nucleotide messenger RNA. Lineage: Eukaryota; Dinophyceae; Suessiales; Symbiodiniaceae. The record is from the annotation of a GenBank genome assembly.